UUGUUGUGUGUGAACACUUCGUAAACGUACGUGCGGCAUAUUUUAGGUAGACCUGUUAUAUGAUCCCAUUUCCUUGACAAGUUAUAUGAUAACUUAGGUAUUCCUAACUGACGGAUAUUGGAAAUACGGAAUGUUGCCUGAUCUUCUGAAUAGCUUAUCGACGAAUCCUUAUUUUGGCGCCGGCUUUGGCCUUUUUGGAGUCGGAGCAGGUGCGGCGAUUCUUCGCAAAGGCCUACAAGGGAGUAUUGUAUUGUUUAGACGACAUCUUAUGAUUACAUUGGAAGUACCGUGUCGUGAUAAAUCGUAUCAAUGGUUGUUGCAAUGGAUAACAGCUCACGCUGCUCGAGACACGCAACACCUUAGUGUUGAGACUUCAUUUGUGCAAAAAGAAACUGGAAAAAUUAAAACCAAGUACGAUUUCAUUCCCAGCAUUGGAAAACAUUUGAUGCGAUAUAAAGGAGUGUGGAUGCAGGUUGAAAGGUCGAGAGAACAACAGACUUUAGAUCUGCACAUGGGCGUUCCUUGGGAGUCGGUAACGAUAACUGCGUUUGGAAGAAACAAACAGCUUUAUUUUGAAAUGUUAGAGGAGGCUCGACAAUAUGCACUUCAAGCAACAGAAGGAAAAACCAUUAUGUAUACGGCUAUGGGCUCUGAAUGGAGGCCAUUCGGACAUCCGCGAAGGCGCCGCCCAUUGUCUUCGGUUGUAUUAGAUAAACAAAUAUCAAUGCGAAUUAUCAGUGACUGCAAGGAAUUUAUUAACAACCCCCAAUGGUAUGCAGACAGAGGAAUACCAUAUAGAAGAGGAUAUUUAUUAUAUGGUCCCCCUGGUUGUGGGAAGUCAAGCUUCAUUACUGCUUUGGCAGGAGAACUAGAAUAUGGCAUAUGUUUACUUAACUUGUCAGAGAGAGGAUUAACUGACGAUAGAUUGAACCAUUUAUUAAAUGUUGCUCCGGAACAGUCUAUAAUAUUACUUGAGGACAUUGAUGCAGCCUUCGCGUCCCGUGAAGAUGUGCAGCACCAAAAAGCAUCCCUCAAUCUAAUUAUGUUGUGCAGGUUGGAGUAACCAAACUCCAUAGUUGUGAUUUCAAAAGACUCAUGAAACGUGAGCCAUUCUUCUGGCAAUCCCGUAAAGGUAGGCAAUGGAUAUAUCUUCUCCUGGAGUGAAUUCAAAAUGGCGUCGACAUUGGCAGAAUUACCAAGCAGAGACUCUACGGCUUCUUUGGCAGAACCUUUCAGUGCAUCCCUCAAUCUCAUUAUGUUGUGCAGGUUGGAGUAACCAAACUCCAUAGUUGUGAUUUCAAAAGACUCAUGAAACGUGAGCCAUUCUUCUGGCAAUCCCGUAAAGGUAGGCAAUGGGUAUAUCUUUAUGUGUGGAAUGGACGUUGAGUUGUUGGCUGUGGAAUUGUGGACGGACAUUUCUGAGGUUACGGAAAUUUGGUGAGUUGGUGCGUGAGACGGCGUAUUC
This is a messenger RNA of Musca domestica (house fly), 1465 nucleotides long. Its product is annotated as mitochondrial chaperone BCS1. The record is from RefSeq and is a predicted model, not a curated record. Gene Ontology annotation, cellular component: mitochondrial inner membrane. Gene Ontology annotation, biological process: protein insertion into mitochondrial inner membrane from matrix; mitochondrial respiratory chain complex III assembly. The coding region runs from base 131 to 1063 and encodes 310 amino acids. The transcript has a single exon. Gene Ontology annotation, molecular function: ATP binding; ATP hydrolysis activity. Lineage: Eukaryota; Metazoa; Arthropoda; Insecta; Diptera; Muscidae.